AUGGGAUCAUAGUGUUGUGUGUAAGAGCGAAAUGGCACCAGAACAUCUAUUGCAUCCAAGGACAUUCAAGAUGAGUUGGAGUAUAUGAAAGAAAUAACCUAUGGUCAAUAAAGAAGAUAAAUCUUGUUAUAUGAAGACAAACCCAUUUGUUAUUUCUUGAGCAAAAUUGAGUUAUCCAAUGAGACAAUUACAACUGCUUGUUCUUUGAAUGAAAGAGGAACUACGAAUGAAUUUGAAUAAUAUGAACAAAUUUAGGAAGAGAUCGUCAAAGAAAUACAAGAUAAAUGUGAUUAUAGCAUCUCUCCAGUUGAUGAUUGGAUUAUCUUAUGUGAUAAUAUCAAUACGAAAAGUUCGUUGAAAUUAUUUAUUAAAUAAAUGGAGAUUGAUAAGAAAACAAAAGUAAAUGCAACUAGAUGUGAAUUCAUAGUUCCAGGGAAGCCUCAAAAUUUUAUUGAUUUUAUGAGCCAUUUUUAAAAAUAAAAAGAAUUAGAUCCUCGAAUUGAUGCUUUCUAUCCUAUUAAACAGAACGAGGAGAGCAAAGAAUCAGUCGUUUACUUAAGUUAUAAACCAAUUCUAAUGACUUCAGCAAGGGAAUUUAUCUAUUAUAAGAAAACUAAACAAAUUGACACAAAUGUUUUUAUUUUAAUAUUUAUUAAAUAGGUUUGGUGUGACGUUAGUAAAUCCAUCACAGAUUCCUAAUAUCCAAUUAAGAAUAAGGUGAGAGGAGAAAUUUUACUGAGCGGUUACUUAAUUUAGCCACUCUCAAAUUUAAUUAAUAACGAUUACAUCAAUAAUAGGUAUAUAUUCAUGCUAAGAAAUGAAGAUUCAAAAAUAAAAACUUUGAUGACUAUUCUUUUGUGAGAAUGUACUCCUUAUGUGAUUUCAAAAUGUCAAUUCCUUUUUACAUGGCCAAAGGACAGGUGAAAUAGGAAAUGAUAAGAUAUAUUGAUUUAGUCUACCAGAAAUUAUAAUGA
Paramecium octaurelia is the source of this 974-nucleotide messenger RNA. The record is from the annotation of a GenBank genome assembly. Lineage: Eukaryota; Ciliophora; Oligohymenophorea; Peniculida; Parameciidae.